Durio zibethinus is the source of this 833-nucleotide messenger RNA. RefSeq lists its product as uncharacterized. The record is from RefSeq and is a predicted model, not a curated record. Gene Ontology annotation, biological process: mitochondrial respiratory chain complex IV assembly. Gene Ontology annotation, cellular component: respiratory chain complex. NCBI's taxonomy places the organism in Eukaryota, Viridiplantae, Streptophyta, Magnoliopsida, Malvales, Malvaceae.
CCUUCCCUCCCUUUGCUUCCCCCAACUCAGUCUCGUUUUCUAACUAUUACUUCAGAGAUGGAGGCAAUUCAGUCUUGGAUCUCGGAGCAUAAACUCACCAGCAUUGGAGCAACCUGGGCAUCAGCAAUAGGUGCAUCACUGGCAUAUAAUACUCGCGCAAGAACUCCUCUUAAGCCAAGUCUGAGGCUUAUUCAUGCCAGGAUGCACGCACAAGCCCUAACACUGGCGGUGCUGUCUGGUGCAGCAGCUUACCAUUACUAUGAAAAGAGUGGCAGCAGCAAGCAUAAGAAGGUCGGCAAUGCCUAAAACAGAUUCAUUCUAUAUAUAUUAUGUAACAAUGAAAUCUUGAUUAUUAAAUAAUGGUUUGACGAUGACGAAAAUGCAUGGUGGAAUUAAUUAUGUAGCAGAGAUAUGGAUGCAUGUUUUUUUCAAUGGAUGCCAAGAACUGAAGAAAAUUAUUGUAAAUGAAGGCAGUUUGAUGAGAGUAAAAAUGGGAGAAAUCAAAUAAUGAAUGCUUUAUUUAUUUAUUUGUUUUUCAUAAACGAAUGAUGAAUGCAAUGAAAUAACAGCAGCUUCCUCCCGCAAACAAUAAAGUGACUGGCAUGGAUAAUUUUACCUGUAUAAGAAACCCCUUCAGCAGCCCUUCCCCUUAAUUUUUGUAGCGCCAAAUGCUAGAGGCAGUCACUGAUACAGCCGCUUAAGAACACUCGCUUUUUUAGAAAGUCACGUCCUGCCAUUUUUCAAACUUGGAACCGGCUACCGGAUGUCCAUAGAAUUAUAGAGGCUAGUUUAUCUUUUGUCUUUUAGUAUGUUACCCUUUUAGUUUUUUAGUU